Messenger RNA from Scomber scombrus (Atlantic mackerel), 528 nucleotides. It is a transcript of the gene ndufb6, whose product is annotated as NADH:ubiquinone oxidoreductase subunit B. The coding region runs from base 72 to 455 and encodes 127 amino acids. The record is from RefSeq and is a predicted model, not a curated record. The transcript has 5 exons. Gene Ontology annotation, biological process: mitochondrial ATP synthesis coupled electron transport; mitochondrial electron transport, NADH to ubiquinone. NCBI's taxonomy places the organism in Eukaryota, Metazoa, Chordata, Actinopteri, Scombriformes, Scombridae.
UGUCUACCAGAGGAAGUGUCCUCCAUGGUGUCAUUGUAGGUCUGUUGAGGUUGAAUCUGCAGUAAUAAACCAUGUCUGGGUACACGCCAGACGAACAGCUCCGUGUGAAUCAGCUCACCAAGCUCCGGAGGCAGUGGCUGAAGGACCAGGAGCUGAGCCCGAGGGAGCCCGUGCUACCAGCUAAAGCUCCCGGCGCUGUCGCUAAGUUCUGGGCAGGCUUCCUGGAGCCCAAGAGUCUGUGGAGGCUUUACACCUACAAAGCAUACAGAGGUGGAGUUUUUACAUUAACACGGCUGUUGAUCCCUGCUUGGAUUGUUCACUACUACGUGAAGUACCAUGUUACCCAAAAGCCAUUUGGUAUUGUGGAGUUGAAGCCCAGGCUGUUCCCUGGUGACACCAUUCUGGAGACAGGCGAAGUUGUUCCAGAUCUUCCCGAGACCCACGGUCACCACUGAAGUUGAAAUAUUUUAAUAAUUUCUCUGAGAGUCUGUUGUAAAAACUGUGUAUAUGCCAUUAAAUAUUACAAAU